AUGCUCUCCAGACUCAGAGAGAUCGUAAUCGGACAGAAUGGCUCCAGGAAUCCCACGCUGUCUACCGAUAUUGCCAUGGAGACGGGGGACAUAGAUUAUGGGAUGUCCAUGAGGGACAACAGACGACCUUCCAUCUAUAGCACCAUCGAUGCCAUGCCGCAGCUGGACUUCUACGCCAACGACACGAUAACGGGCCGACUACGACACAGCAGACCUUCGCUGGAGAUCCUCCGCAAAGCCAACAAUGAGGGGAUCGUGGUAGGAGGUCAGACAGAAGGCUCGGAGAGUUGGGGUCUUCCCCCGCCCCCUGAGCUGGAGGAUCCGGGCAAACCCAAAGAGGAGCCUGUUCGUUUCGGCUGGUUUCUGGGAGUCAUGGUUCGCUGCAUGCUCAACAUCUGGGGAGUCAUUCUGUUCCUCCGUCUUUCAUGGAUUACCUCUCAGGCAGGAAUAAUUCUGACCUGGGUAAUCAUCUUCAUGUCGGUCUUCAUUACAACAAUCACUGCCACGUCUGUGUCUGCCAUUUCCACCAAUGGAAAAGUCUACUCAGGGGGCGCCUACUUCAUGAUCUCUCGUACACUGGGCCCUGAAUUGGGAGCUCCCAUUGGAAUGUUGUUUGCCUUCGCCAAUGCUCUGGCCUGUGCCCUCAACACAGUGGGAUUUGCUGAGACUGUCAGAGAUCUGCUCAAGGAUUACGACGCUGAGAUGGUCGAUCCCAUCAAUGACGUGAGGAUCAUCGGUGUCUGUACGAUCAUUGUUCUCCUGGGUAUAUCUCUGGCUGGCAUGUCGUGGGAGGCCAAGGCCCAGAUUCUGUUUUUCAUAGUUCUUCUUAUCUCCUUUGCUAACUACUUUGUGGGGACUGUCAUUCCUGCUACAGUAGAGAAACAGUCGAUGGGAUUCUUCAGCUACCGCCGCGAGAUAUUUGUCGAGAAUCUCCUCCCAGAUUGGAGAGGACCGGAUGGCAGCUUUUUUCGGAUGUUUUCCAUCUUUUUCCCCUCGGCUACGGGGAUCUUGUCAGGUGUCAACAUCUGUGGAGACCUGGAGGAUCCUGAAGGAGCCAUUCCCAAAGGAACACUUCUGGCCAUAUUCUGGACUACUCUUAGCUAUCUGGCUAUUUCAAUCACUGCUGGAGCAACAGUUGUGCGUGAUGCCUCUGGAAAUCUGAAUGACAGUUUGCCAGCAAACGGCUCAGGACUUUGUGAGGGAGUGGGUUGCAGUUUGGGUUGGAACUUUGACGGCUGUGAGCAGAAUCAAACCUGUGCUUUCGGACUGGCAAACAACUUCCAGGUUCUCAGUAUGAUCUCUGGGUACGGACAUUUGAUUACUGCCGGAAUCUUUGCUGCCAGUUUGUCUUCAGCUUUGGGCUUCCUGGUGUCUGCCCCGAAAGUUUUUCAGUGUUUGUGUAAAGACAAUAUCUACCCGUACAUUGGCUUCUUCGGAAAAGGUUACGGAAAGAAUAACGAACCUCUACGCGCCUACUUACUCACCUUCCUCAUCGCCACCGCCUUCAUUCUGAUCGCUGAGUUGAACGUCAUCGCUCCUUUGAUCUCCAAUUUUUUCCUUUGUUCUUACGCUCUCAUCAACUUCAGUUGUUUCCACGCCACUAUCACCAAGUCCCCAGGUUGGCGUCCGUCGUACCGGUACUUCAGUCCCUGGCUGUCCUUGUUUGUGGCCGCCAUCUCUGUCAUCCUCAUGUUCCUCUUCACCUGGUGGGCGGCUCUCAUCACCCUCGGGAUCAUCCUGUUCCUCCUCGGCUACGUGUCCUAUAACAAACCCAAGGUGAACUGGGGUUCGUCUGUACAGGCCGGCACAUACAACAUGGCUCUGUCUUACUCUGUCUCUCUGACCAACGUCGAUGACCACAUCAAAAACUUCAGGCCUCAGUGUCUGGUGCUAACAGGUCCCCCGAAUCUACGCCCGGCCCUGGUGGACUUCGUGGGCUCCUUCACUAAGAACGUCAGUCUAAUGAUUUGUGGGGACGUUCUCAUGGAUGAGGACAAAUCCCUGCGCAGCAGUACAGAUACUUUGGUUAAAUGGCUAAACCAGCGGAAAGUUCGCUCCUUCUACACAACAUUUACCGCAAACACUCUGAGGGAAGGAACCAGGCAUCUGAUGCAGGCUACUGGUCUGGGCAAAAUGAAGCCAAACACUCUCGUUGUUGGAUUUAAGAGUAAUUGGCAAGAGUGCUCUUCUGGCAGUCUGGAGGACUAUGUCAACACCAUAAUCGAUUCUUUUGACUCCAACUACGGAGUGCUCAUACUCAGGAUGAUGGAUGGACUGGAUAUUACCGAGGAGAUAGAGAGUGAAGCAAACAGGUCUGCCGUCAAUCCGGGUUUUGAGUCGGACGAAGGAGUAUCGUCGGAGAACGGAAACAGCACAGACAAAGAUUCAGGUACUGACCUCCCAAACGAGCAAAUCAGAACCGUGUUUCAGACCAAACAAGGAAGGAAAACAAUUGAUGUUUACUGGAUUUCUGAUGAUGGAGGUCUUACUCUACUGGUGCCAUAUCUGUUGACCAGAAGAAAACGUUGGAGUCAUUGUAAAGUACGAGUGUUCAUAGUCGGCGAUCAUCAGACCAUGGAAGAUGAUCGCAAAGAGAUGCUGGAGCUCAUGAAGAAAUUUCGGCUUGACAUCAGUGAUGUUAUUGUGAUGACAGACAGUGAGAAACCAGCGCAGCCUAAAGCUCUGAAGCGAUUGGAAGAUAUUGUCGCCCCCUUCAGACUGAACGAUGAAGCGCAAGGAGGAGACAUACAAGAGCUGAGGAAACAGAGUCCCUGGAAAAUAAGUGACAAGGAGCUGGAGGCUCUGAGACCCAAGUCGGAGAGGAUAGUGAAGCUGAAUGAGAUUAUUAGGAGGAAUUCCAAACACGCUGCUCUCAUCUUAGUGAGCCUGCCUGUUCCUCAGAGUGACUGCCCCAGUGCUCUCUACAUGGCCUGGCUGGACACACUAUCCCGUGGUCUCCACUGUCCAGUCCUGCUUAUCCGUGGCAACCAGCAGAAUGUACUCACCUUCUACUGUCAGUGA
Molecule: messenger RNA, 3021 nt
Organism: Chanos chanos (milkfish)
Lineage: Eukaryota; Metazoa; Chordata; Actinopteri; Gonorynchiformes; Chanidae
Product: solute carrier family 12 member 3-like
Exons: 26
Coding region: 1-3021 (1006 amino acids)
Biological process (GO): chloride transmembrane transport; cell volume homeostasis; chloride ion homeostasis
Cellular component (GO): apical plasma membrane
Molecular function (GO): sodium:potassium:chloride symporter activity
Source: RefSeq, a predicted model, not a curated record